Daphnia carinata is the source of this 3935-nucleotide messenger RNA. RefSeq names its product ATP-dependent DNA helicase Q4-like (gene RecQ4). Gene Ontology annotation, cellular component: chromosome; cytoplasm; nucleus. The coding region runs from base 88 to 3876 and encodes 1262 amino acids. The transcript has 5 exons. Gene Ontology annotation, molecular function: ATP binding; zinc ion binding; 3'-5' DNA helicase activity. Gene Ontology annotation, biological process: double-strand break repair via homologous recombination; DNA replication. The record is from RefSeq and is a predicted model, not a curated record. NCBI's taxonomy places the organism in Eukaryota, Metazoa, Arthropoda, Branchiopoda, Diplostraca, Daphniidae.
CACCAAAACAAUUGUACGCGGCAUUUGGCUGCUCCCACAGGUUCUCAUCCUCGUCUAUCGUAGAUUUUGUCAGCAAAAAUAAAAGAAAUGGCAAAGUAUGAUGAUUUACUAAUAGACAGCAAAAAGACGAUUAGCAAGUGGGAACAUGAAUUUCAGAAAACAAACGGGCGGAAACCCUCCAAGGACGAUUUCAAAGUUGCCCCGUGUGAAGUCACAGAUGCAUACAAGCUAUAUUACAAAAUCAAAAAGAAACAAGAACUAGUCAAAAGUGGUGAAGUAUCUCCAGAGUCCUUACCUAAUAUCACAAUAGGGCAGGCGCAGAAUAAAGAGGAUAACCCCAUUCAGGAAUUAUCUAUUGAGGAACCAAUAAAAGAUAAUGGGUCUUCUGUCUGGGGAGAACAUUUAAACAAACAAAAAUCUUCUCAAGAAAUAACCAAGUCAAAAGACGCUUCCACCACAUCUACCUCGUCCUGCCUCACAUAUUCAAAGUUGACAGAAAAGCUGAUGAAAGGUGCCAAGAUUAACAUCAGAACUAGCCUUACCCGCAAAUUGGGCAAGAAAUCUAUGAGCUCUCCCGUAAUUAAAUUGAACGACAAUCAGCUCAAUAGCAGCCAGCUGAGUGAAUCAUGCAAAAGUGAAUAUAAAAACAGUUUGUUGGCGUGCCCUGAUGAUGGUGAUCCUUUUCCGACAACCUCCAAAACCAAAAAGGAAGAUGAUCCUUUUUCUGGAACUUCCAAACCCAAAAAAGAAGAUGAUCCUUUUCCUGGAACUUCAAAAACCAAAAAGGAAGAGGAUUCAGAGUUAAUUCUAGGUUUCAAACCAAAGAUUGUACAACAUCAAGCCACACAGAAGCAACCAUUCAGUUUGACCAUGGCACGCCAACGAAUCGCUACCAGACAGGUGGAUCUUCAAUGGUUAGACGGCUGCUUAGUAGAAGAUGGGUGUAGCGUACCGAAUAAACCCGAGGUAUUCGAUGACCAAGAUGUAAUUUAUUCUACAGAUGAUGAAGCACCUAAGCCAUCAAAAAUUACUACGACCGCCCCUCAAACUAAAAUAGACCCAGUAACUUCCCCUCCUGUAGCACAAAAACGGAAAUAUUAUGAAGAUCAAGUUCCCGAAUGCAGCCAAAAGAAGCCCAAAAUGGAUGAAUCUCUUAUCCUCCAAGAAAACGGAUUUGGCCAUGAAAAUUUGCCCAGCGCUACUGAAGGCAAUAGCGCAGAUAAACCUACGAAGUACGCAAAAGAAAACUCUUCGACGGCUGCUAAACGCGAAAGAUUAGAAAGCAAAAUGGCUUCAGGCACAGCGAAUCAAAAUUUCGUGAAAAUUAACCUGAAGAAGAAAGUGUUUGCCCGUGGAAAGAAAACGCUCACGGGGGGAUCGUACAAGAGACAACAAUGGAAACAAAGACAAAACGGUGGAGUUAGUGGUGGUGGUAAAGGCAAUUACAAGUUUAAAAUGGUCACAUCUUGUCGUCGUUGUGGUGAGAUCGGACAUUGGGCCAAAAACUGCAUGAGCGAGAAACUAUUGUCCAUGGAAGAAUUGAAAGAACAAGGUGAUGAAGAAGAUCUUAGCUUCCCGACUCUUGAAGAAGCUAUGGACAAAGCGGAUGAAGUCACAAGCAAACAGAAGAAUAAAAAAGAAACAAUCGAAACUGAUGAACGUGGCGAAGACGAUUUGCAACUGGUAGAGCUUCCUAAAGUGAAUCAAGUUGAGCCAUUUUGCACUGCCGGAGAACCUGUCCCUUCUAUUCUUAUGCAAAUGCUCAAGAAAUUCGGGCACACUAGUUUCCGUGCGGGGCAAGAAGAAGCCGUUAUGCGAAUUCUUUCGGGCAGCUCCACGUUGGUUGUUCAAAGUACUGGGUCCGGCAAAAGUUUGUGCUAUCAACUACCCGCCAUGGUAUACGCCCAGCGUUCCAGCUGUAUCACCAUCGUUGUCUCUCCACUCGUUUCCUUAAUGGAGGAUCAAGUCGUAAACCUCCCUUCGUUCGUUAAAGGUGUCUGCCUACAUUCUGGCCAAUCCGAAGGCGUCAGACAAAAAACCCUUCAGUUAUUGCAAUCUGGUGCUGUUCAAAUCCUCCUCGUGUCAGCUGAAUCUGUGAUUUCAACUGGCCCUUACGGAUUGGUAACGCUUUUACGCACGUGCCUACCACCUGUCGCAUUUGUUUGCAUUGACGAAGCUCACUGCGUUUCGCAAUGGUCCCACAAUUUUCGGCCAUCUUACCUUCGUAUUUGCAAGGUUCUCAGGGAGAAAAUGAAUAUCAAAACUAUUCUGGGAUUGACAGCUACUGCUCCUAAAUCUACACUGAGGAGCAUUGCUGAUAAUUUAGGUGUUGAUUAUGAAUCAGGAGUCAUCCGAGGUGUAUUACUGCCCAGCAAUCUCUAUUUGACCGUCUCGCGUGACAAGGAUCGCGAUGCAGCUUUGAUCCAACUACUGGAAGGCAAGCGGUUCGCUGAUUUUAACGCCAUCAUCAUUUAUUGCAUCAGACGCGAAGAAUGCGAACGAUUAGCCACGCUACUCAGAACAUAUUUGAAAGAUCCUCUCAAGGAUUUGGAAAGCAAAGGUGCCGGACGUCGGCGAGGCAUUUCCUGGAGCGCCGAAGCUUAUCACGCCGGCAUGACGGCUGCCCGGCGUAUUUCGGUCCAGAAGCAAUUCAUGUCCGGCAAGAUGAAAAUUGUUGUGGCUACCGUGGCUUUCGGUAUGGGAAUCAACAAGUCGGACAUUAGGGCCAUUAUCCAUUACAACGCUCCCAAAAAUUUCGAGAACUACGUCCAGGAAAUUGGACGAGCCGGACGAGAUGGUCUACCUGCCCAUUGUCACGUUUUCCUCAAUUCAGAGGGGAAAGAUUUACAAGAAUUGAGGCGAUUCAUUUAUGCAAAUUCCACUGAUCGACAUGUUUUAAGAAAAUUGAUGAGAAAGAUUUUACCUGAGCCCUGUCAGUGCCGUGAACAAGAUGGUACAGGUGCGUGUAAAGGUCACGAAGUGGCCAUGGUAAUUGAAUCGACUGUUCAGGAACUGGAUAUGCCCGAAGAAAACAUUGCUACGUUACUCUGCCAUUUGGAAUCGCAUCCGGCUCGUUGGGUUCUUGAAGUCGGUUCUCGAGUUUACGCUACGUGCACGGUUCGGUGUUACGGCGGACUCCAGCAGCUGAAAAUGGCCGCCAGAGACUGUCCGGCUUUAGGCGCAGCUCUGGCACUACAGAAAGCGGACACGACAGCCGUCAGGAAGUUUGCUGUUGUUGAUGUAGCUCGCAAAAUAGGCUGGGACAGCGGUGCUGUCAAACGUCAACUUAAAUCGCUUGAAUGGGAUCGCUCUGCGGUAGCCAUUGGAGGUAAACCAAGACGAUCAGGCAUUUUAGUGGAAUUUUCAGAUCUUGCGUUCCAUCUGCAUGUUCGGGGAGACCUCUCCGAGACAGAACAAGAUGCCGCGUUAGAGUUCAUCCACCAGCGCUGUCUGAACCGUGAAGCCAACGAAAUUCAACAGCUACAGCGUAUUCAUCAAGCUUUGUUGAGCAUUUCUCAUGCCCAGUCAUCUUCGUGCUGUGAGGAAGUUGAUGAAGCAAGGAGUGACAAGUUGCGUAGUUUUAUCAAAGACUACUUUGAAGAAGAAGGUGGGGUCCCUCAACCUAUUGAAGAAGUUGUUCACUGUCCAGAAAACCAAGAACAACACAUACGGGCCACCAUUCGCAGUUUGAUCCUAAAUUAUCGGGAUCAGACGUUCACUGCACGAUCUAUCGCUAGGAUCUUACACGGCAUCUCCAGUCCUUGUUACCCUGCCGAGUUUUGGGGCAAAGCCCGCCAGCAUUGGCGAGCUCAACUCCAUCAAGAUUUCAACCUUCUCGUCCGGAUGGCUGCUCAAGAAUUGCUAGCUCUAAAAUAAUUUCAUUUAGACGUCAUUUUUAGCUAAAUUUUUAUUUUGUCUGUACUGAUACAUUAUCG